Molecule: messenger RNA, 243 nt
Organism: Colletotrichum abscissum
Lineage: Eukaryota; Fungi; Ascomycota; Sordariomycetes; Glomerellales; Glomerellaceae
Exons: 2
Coding region: 1-243 (80 amino acids)
Source: RefSeq, a predicted model, not a curated record
AUGAAAGUCCGCUCGCAGAUGGUAGCCCCAUCCGCUCGUGUUAGACGGUACCGCUUCGGCGAUGGGCAGAAGGUAAUGAGAAGAUACCUUGGCUUGCUGGACAAUGCGGCUGAGCCAGACGACAUCGCAACAUCGGCCCAGAUUCGUGGACCCCCAACAUCAACAGCCAGCCACGAAAAGCCACCAACGCUGUCCCACGAGACCGUCAUUCUGCGUGAAUUCAAACAAGCUGCACCACCGUAA